This is a messenger RNA of Spirometra erinaceieuropaei, 4060 nucleotides long. The record is from the annotation of a GenBank genome assembly. Lineage: Eukaryota; Metazoa; Platyhelminthes; Cestoda; Diphyllobothriidea; Diphyllobothriidae.
AUGCUGAGACUCAGCAUCAUGGACAGUCUGCGUCUGUGGGCGUCGUCUCUUCACACCAUGCUUAGUCGGCUUGUGGUAAAUGGAGACCCUGCGGAGACCAUAGAGCAAUCAACAUUGUUACUAUUCCUCACCGGUACUUAGUGCCUCCUCUUCCGGUCUUCACCAAAGCCCUAUUUACCGAAGUGGUUUUCGUAUACAUCGACCUGUUGCACGUCUGUUAUAAAAUACAGAUCGCCACGGAUAAUAUACCCAAGACACCAGUCACUGCCAAAGUUGGCCUCUUUGAAUUUAGCCGAAUGAUCUUUGGCCUUCUCAAUGUCUCCCAGACAUUCAGGGUACUUAGUAAUUUCGUAAUUUUAUUUUAAAUCAAAGCCCAAAAUAGUCUAUGCAGAUUUAAACUUUACGCGUUACGGUAGGUAGAGAGAGAGAGAGAUAGAGAGAGAGAGAGAGAGAGAGAGAGAGAGAGAGAGAGGGAGAGAGAGCGCGAAGUAUAAAGAGAAGAACGUUCAGGCCAUAAUGCGGAGCCGAAAAUAGUCAACUGCCCAAAGAAGUAAGGUUUUGGUUAUUCUCCUGGCGUAGCAAUAAUUGCACUCUUCUAAGUCCAGGUUGGGGAGGAGGAGAAAGUGUGGUAGGUGCUUUGCAAGUCUACUACCACUAUAAACAAAUUUACGCACAAGUCAUCGUCCCUGCUCUCACCCUGCUGUGGAUCAUACAGCAGACAUCGCUAGCAACUUCUGUUAAAUUACCGUGCGUGUGUGUGCGUGAAGCACGCAGGUCCCAGCUGCACCCACCUCACAAUGCAAACGCACAACCGCCUCCAACGCGUCCGCAGUGUCAACGGACAUUCCGGACACGGAUUGGGCUUGUUGGACGCCACCGGAUAAACUGCACCACUCGAACCGCACCAACCAUCGUCCUUCGUCCAACUCCUUCUCGUCUUCCACGCCAGCUAACACUGACCGCCCUCCUGAACCACCGCUUCCAUUCUCCUCCUCCUCCUCCUCCUCCUCCUCCUCCUCCCCCGUUGCUCCAACGCCUGCCGUUGCAGCGCCUGCCACGCUUUUCAACACUGCACACAAUCUUGACAAAUCGGCAAAAACAUCACUACCACCGUCGACAUCAGAGGUGGGGACCAGGAUUACACCUGCCCUCACUGCGACCGCACGUUCACCUCACACAUCGGCCUGGUCGGUCACUUGCGAAUCCAUGGCACAGAGAUCAACGAACCAGUGCCUGGAGCGCAACCUAUACCCACCGAACUCGCUUCCACUGUCCACACUGUCUUCGAACUUUCACGCAUCGCAUGCGUCUAUUCGGCCACAUGCGCAUCCACGAAAACCUGCGGUAGACAACCGCCGGUUGCACCACACCAUCACAUCCUCCCUCACCGCUCAUUAAUAUCACCCACCGCAAGCGCCCAACUACCACCUCCCACUUGCGUGGGAGGUGUGCGUCUCGACUCCGUCUCCGUGCGGCUCCUGUUGCAUGUGUGACUUGAGCCUGAGACUAUCCUGACGCGUCAAGCGGCUUGGAUAGGAAGGUUACUGGUUGACGCCCCAACUCGGUCCACGCAGUCCAUCCAGGUGUGUGUGUGUGUGUGUGUGUGUUUGGGGGGCCAGUUCGUUCAUGUGGCGCGCGCAGACAAUGUCACUCGACCAUGUCAGCCACGCGCCCAUUCCCCGCUGCAGUCAGCUGACCGGCUAGGACAGGGACUGAGGUGUGGGAAUGGGGAGGGAAAGUGAACUCGACGACUCAGCGCAUUUUCCUUCUCACUACAAUCAAUCUGACCCGCUUGAAGCUAUCACGGUGCGCUAAAAGCCGUGGCUUGUAAGGUUGCCAACUGACGGGACAACUUGGACCUUGCGGACGGCCCAGUGCUGUGCGUUUGUUUGGAGUGGUCGGCUGGAGGUAUGAGAGUCAGUCAUGUGCACGAAGGUAGUACAGAGGUGGGCUCGCAUCACCUCCCACUACUCCUGAAACUGCCCAGCAGCAAAGACCAUGUAGUGUCGUCGGAAGCCACAAUGGCUUCCUGGCAAUUGUUUUUGCUCGGGGUGGUCAUUGAGAUGAUUAGGAAGAAGGCGAGCGAAGAUCUUCCAGACGACGUUGAGUAACGAGAUGCCUCUAUGUUUAUCACAGAAUUGCUUUUCCCUUUGCGCUUGUAAACAUUGACUAUGGUCGCGCCUUUGAAGUUGUGAAGGUCCUCUGCCUGUCGCCACAUAUCCGUUAGUUGAUCAAUCAGUCGGUGGUUGCCGUGUUUGUAGAUUGUGUGUGGGUGUGCCCCGCAAACGGGCCACGUGGUAGAUGCACUCGACCAACACGGGGGCCACAUCGGGUUCUGGCAGGCGUUAUCUUGCGCAAUAGUAAAUGCCAACAUCUAGGGGGUGCUCUGGCAGACCCGGUUGUCGGCUGUCGUCGUACAAUCUGGGAUCACUGCCGCCUCCAUUGUUUUGUCGGUCAAAAUCCUGGUCAUUGUUGUGUGGGCCAGGGGGUACGGAGUGGAGCGCCAAGGUGCGGAUCCGUCCAAGCUAUCCACCUGCGGCCUCCCUCAUAUCCGGUCUUCUUGAAUCUGUCUUGACACCGGGCUCAGGUGGGGAAGGAGGAGAGAGUGUGGUAAAUGCAGCGCAAGUCUGUCGGCACUAUAAAACUCCGCGCAAGUCACCGUCCCUACUCCCACCACCUGCUCUGUGUGUAUGUGUCUGGGGAGUGUAGGAGUGUCCAGCGGUGGACUCACGUGACGGUCGUUGUGGUUUCUCACCUGCUUGCAGGUGCAGACUACGCCUAGCGUCCAUUUGCUGGCACUAAACUCUUACCUGUGGCUCCACGCAGCUGGGCUCUGCUCAGCGGCCACACCCCGGCAACCGCCUCGACCGAUGGGCUAAACCAGUUGAGGGUAUCCAUGUGUGCACCUGCACACACGGUACUGUGGUCUACGCUGGCCGGAUGGAUCUUCGCGUCGGCAUCGUCGAGACGAGGCUCUGUCUGGACCACCGCAGGAGGCCACCAGGUAAGUGAAUCCUCAGGUAAGUGAACUUUGCUCUGUUUCCUUACUUGCCUGCUCGAGUCCCAUGCUGUAUGCUGCUCUUGUUGCCUGCUCUGUAUCUGUUAGUCUGUUCCUCUCUUUGCUAAUAGCUAGGAGUUACUGUGCUUGACAUAGAAUGAUGUCCUGCUACUUCUGUCCCUACCUGAUGGCUAUCUCUACUUGUCCAUCCUAACUGUAAGUCUAUGGCGUUCUGUUUUGUGUAUCCUCUCUCCUACUUAGUUCCCCCCCCCUCAAGGUCCCAGGCUAAUUCGGGGCGUUCUUUCACUAACAAAAAGUCUUGGCUCAUUGGGGAGUUGGGCAGCCGUCUGGGAUAACCGGACAGCCCUAUUUAGGGGAUGCGCUGCCUGUCCCCACAAAGGGAAGGGGCUAGAAAAGGUGCCCUAAAACUGCUGGGAAUAAUGCUGUAUGUAGGCUGGCAGUGACCGCAGACAUAACACACACGGUCGAAACAGCCAAAACCGAAACAACACAUAUCUCUCUCUUCCACUUCCUGCCCAUUCCCCUUCUUCCUCUCCUCCUUUUCGUCACCGCAAUCGGUUGACUGGCAGGGAGAGUCCGCUCACUCUGGCAGCCUGGAAUGUUCGUUCUCUUUUAGACAAUCCGAGGAGCAACCGACCGGAACGGAGGACAACGCUAGUGGCCCGGGAACUGGCGCGCUACAUGGUGGACAUCGCCACACUCAGCGAGACCCCAUUCUCCGAACAAGGCCAACUGGAGGAGGUGGGUGCCGGCUACAUUUUCUUCUGUAGCUGUCGCCCCAGGGCAGAGCGACGAGACGCAGGUGUUACCUUCGCCAUCCGAAACGACAUCGUGGGACGACUGCCCUGUCUGCCGCAGGACAUCAGCGAUUGCCUGAUGAACCUCCGUUUGCCUCUCCGGGUAGGCAAAUUCGUCACUGUCAUCAGCGCCUACGCUCCCCCGAUGACUAGUCCUGACGCCGCCAGAGACAAAUUCUACGAGGACCUGCACAACCUCCUGGCGACUGUGUCGAAGGCGGAUAAGUUGAUUGUCCUUUGGUGA